UUGGGUAUAAUUUGGCCAGGACAAUGAGAAUCCAGAAUUCUUCAUGAAACACAACAGAGGAGGAAAUGGCCAUAGCCUUUAACAGUGCUCUGUAUCUUAAGGUCCCCAUUGGAGUUUUCUGCCGAAGAAGAGAGAGGGAACACGACCACCAUCCCUACAAAGUCAUAGAAAUCACCCCACCUCCCAAGAAUUUGGGCAUUCGGUGCUUACCGGCGAAUGUGCAGUGUGGUGAGUCAGUUACUAUAGAAGGUCAAACUUAUACAGUUUCAGCAGUAACACACAGAUACCAGCUUCGAAAGGGGAGAUAUGAGCCUGGUGAAAAGCGACUAGACGUUCAGUCAACUGGGAGAUACAUAUUAAACCUCUACUUAGAGGGCUUAUUAGAGAAAUCUUGACACCACGUUAAGGUUUUGUGCCUCACCAUUAAUUCCAAUUCAAUCAGCCUUAAUCAAUCAUCCAUAACCAUCUAAAGUGUUCUUCUCUAUCUACCAUUGUGUUAAUGAAAUUUGAGUUUAGCCUGUGCAAGAUGGAUUUAUGUGAUGUACAAAAUCAGAACCAUGGGCCAAUCUCAACUUUGAAAUGCGCUUUUUUAUGCCUUACUUUGGAACAGAGAACCAUUGGAAUUCUUGUAUUUGUUAUGUGGAUUCUAUCAGAUGUCAAUAUCCCAUUGCCAUUUGUGGAUUUAACAAUUUCAUAUAUGUUGCUAUCAUGAUUUUAUAUUUUAUGGUUC
Messenger RNA from Amborella trichopoda, 730 nucleotides. RefSeq lists its product as uncharacterized. NCBI's taxonomy places the organism in Eukaryota, Viridiplantae, Streptophyta, Magnoliopsida, Amborellales, Amborellaceae. The record is from RefSeq and is a predicted model, not a curated record.